AUGCUUAAUGAAGCCGAAUGCAUGGCGCAUCCCUCAAGGAUUGGUCAGCGCCGACAGCUCUAUCCUUAUCCUUUAUCACAUAAGUUAUAUUUCCGCUUUCUUAAUAGUACAGUUACUGCUACUCGCAACAACGCUGAGAUGAUAAAUCACAUUCUGAAGCACUACGGAACACUGAAUCAACUUGGUGAUGUGGGAAAGUAG
Angiostrongylus costaricensis is the source of this 201-nucleotide messenger RNA. The record is from the annotation of a GenBank genome assembly. NCBI's taxonomy places the organism in Eukaryota, Metazoa, Nematoda, Chromadorea, Rhabditida, Metastrongylidae.